AUGGAACACUCAUCUGCAGGUGCUAUGGGCUCUGAUGGUGUACAGAGAAAGUAUCUAGAAGACCACAUCUGCCACGCAUACGACGACAUACAAGGACUUCCCGACUCCUCAUCGCGCAUCUUCACCAGAUCUCCCGGACCAGAGCUCCAACGCGACCGCGAUAACCGUAUCAUAAUCUAUCCUGGAUCUUUCAAUCCACCACAUGUAGGUCACAUCGCGCUCCUCUGGCACGCCUAUCUCAACAUGGACGCGAACACCAUAGCAGUCAUGAUCUUUGCUCUUGGAGACGACUUACUUGCCUCCAAAGAUCAUGUCACGAACAACAAGGGUAAAACGUUUAUACUCUCGCACUACCAGCGCCGCCAGCUUUGGAAAGACGAUGUUCUAGGAAGAUUCGCGUGGGCAUUCCCAUCGCACGAUGACGACAAGUUGGACCUGUUUAUGGCCACUAUCAAGCGGUUAGCGAAGGCGGAUGGCUUCAAGGUAUCCUUUCUAAUACUGUACGGAGGCGAUUACAUCAGUCAGAAGACUGGGGUCGAAGGACUGUGGGGUGGGGAUGACAAUACUUGCAUCGGCAGUGAUAUCACACGACCCAUGGACUUUGUUCCUGACGAUGGUGUUGGAUUGUUACAACUGGAAGGCUGCGACAAGUGGAAAACGAUGAAGAGCGGAAGUCCAGAAUGGACAGGGAAAGAGGAGCAAAUCCCAGAUUGCUGGCCUUGCUGGCCCUGUGCAAAGAUGCGUAAGGUCUCCCCCGAAGGUGUCCAGAAUCAUGGUUCGUUCUCGUUCACGACGCAGCAGUCUCGCGAUGAGAUCAACUGUACGGUACCAAACGGCGACUUGCUCUGCAUAUACCUGGGCUUGGACCUUCUUUGGACGGAGAACGGAACAUAUGAGCAGUUGAUAGGCGGCAAGCGUUGUGAGGACGAUUUAUGGUUGGAAAAACUGAGGAAGAACCAAGCACACGAGAAUGGAAAUAAGCCAAGGCGGAGGUCGUCAUCUCUUUGA
This is a messenger RNA of Alternaria incomplexa, 1008 nucleotides long. RefSeq lists its product as uncharacterized. The coding region runs from base 1 to 1008 and encodes 335 amino acids. NCBI's taxonomy places the organism in Eukaryota, Fungi, Ascomycota, Dothideomycetes, Pleosporales, Pleosporaceae. The transcript has 3 exons. The record is from RefSeq and is a predicted model, not a curated record.